UACCCGGGGAGAAGGUGUGACCUAUGCCAUGCCAUCCAUUGGGUCAUGCGCAGUUGCGAGGGUGAAUGGUUCCGCUGCUCUUUACCGCCUACUUCGGCAGUUCACCCCAGCAGGGUCUUCGAAUUCGAACGAUAGUUGGAUGGAAGACCAGGAGAAGCGGGAAUUGGCCUGCAAAGAGGCUGGCAGACGGAUGCGGCCUCAGCUUCCUGUGGAUUAUUUGGUGGUAAGGGAGAGGGCCGGUAGUGCAGUAAGUAGUUUACCUGAUUUCCUGAAAUCAGUAUGAGUUUUGAAAGCUUUGAGCAACAACACUAACUUGGGGGGCUGGCGCAAUGGUAGCGCGUACGACUCCAG
Molecule: messenger RNA, 351 nt
Organism: Saitoella complicata NRRL Y-17804
Lineage: Eukaryota; Fungi; Ascomycota; Saitoellomycetes; Saitoellales; Saitoellaceae
Exons: 1
Coding region: 29-283 (84 amino acids)
Source: RefSeq, a predicted model, not a curated record